This is a messenger RNA of Esox lucius (northern pike), 2225 nucleotides long. It is a transcript of the gene pax1a, whose product is annotated as paired box 1a. Bases 186 to 1256 code for a protein of 356 amino acids. Lineage: Eukaryota; Metazoa; Chordata; Actinopteri; Esociformes; Esocidae. The transcript has 5 exons. Gene Ontology annotation, biological process: regulation of transcription by RNA polymerase II; anatomical structure development. Gene Ontology annotation, molecular function: RNA polymerase II cis-regulatory region sequence-specific DNA binding; DNA-binding transcription factor activity, RNA polymerase II-specific. The record is from RefSeq and is a predicted model, not a curated record.
CAGUGCCAUUGUACCAAGUCGUUUCUCUCAAAGCACUGUGACAGAAGAGGGAGAAGAACAUCGGGAGGAGACUUUUUAGAAGUCAAUUUUUUCUUGAACUUUUUGCUUCCUUCGUGCUGAAGGGAGAACAACCGCAUACAGCCAUUGAGGGGCAACUAUUUCAAAGUAUCUCCAACCACAGGCAAAUGGAGCAAACCUAUGGCGAGGUGAAUCAGUUGGGUGGUGUAUUCGUCAACGGACGACCCCUGCCCAACGCCAUACGACUACGGAUAGUAGAAUUGGCACAGCUCGGAAUCAGACCCUGUGAUAUUAGUAGACAACUUCGUGUCUCUCACGGCUGUGUGAGCAAGAUACUAGCAAGGUACAACGAAACGGGUUCGAUUUUACCCGGUGCCAUCGGGGGGAGCAAACCACGGGUUACCACACCGAAUGUGGUGAAGAACAUAAGGGAUUACAAACAAGGUGACCCGGGGAUCUUUGCAUGGGAGAUCCGGGACAGGCUUCUUGCAGAUGGAGUUUGUGACAAAUACAACGUGCCCUCUGUCAGUUCAAUAAGUCGGAUUUUACGGAACAAAAUUGGAAAUCUUUCUCAGCCGAAUCAUUAUGAGAGCAGUAAGCAAGCGUCCACACAGGCUGGUCUCUCUUACAACCACAUAUAUCCCUAUUCAUACCCCAACGGUAUGUCACCCAAUGGCAAAAUGGGCAGCGGUCCCGGAGUACCAGUUACGGCCGGGCAUGUGAGCAUAUCGAGGGCCUGGCCGUCGGCACACACUGUCACCAACAUUCUGGGCAUCCGGGCCUUCAUGGAUCAUCAAGCUAUUGCGGGAGCAGAGGGUUAUGCACCGAAAAUGGAGGACUGGAGUAGUGUGAACCGAGCGACGUUUCCAUCCGCUCAUGCUGUUAACGGAAUGGACAAAACAACCAUGGAGGCAGAUAUAAAAUAUGCACAGCCUACAUCAACAUUAUCCAGUUACGUCCCAGCUUGUGCCUACUCACCUUCAAACCAGUACGGCGUUUAUAGUGGGCCAGCAGGUAGCUAUGUGACCCCUGGGCACCAUUGGCAGUCCCAGAGCUCGAGUUUGUCCCACCCAAGCAGCGGGAUGACGAUGCACGCGGGAGACAUCCACUCUUCAAUGGUUUUCAAACAUCCAUCGAGAGAAGGAGACAGAAAGCCCCCCAGUCCCCUAAACAAACAGCACCAGCACGAGGCGUUGAACAGUGUACACGGACUCAAUCUCCCUACCUCAUCCUCCUAACACCAGGGAGCUUAUGACGCUAACCGAGGACUCAUUUACAAUAGGCCUAUGUUUAUAAGCAGCCAGACCCUUAUCUAAUUGAGUGCAUUUCAAGAAUUCAACCAGUAAGUGCGAGUACUAUUUAUGAUAUAUUUGCCAAAGUGUUGACUAUUGAAUGGCCCAUAUCGUCUACACUUCAAUGGCAUGUCCUAUGCAUACAAAUGUAGCCAACCCAAAGACUGUACAAGCCAACCAUAGAUGUGGCAUUUGAAUGUAAACGUAUGAGGAUGUUGAAUUGUUUCGGAGCCCCCUGGGCAUUGGGCCUCAUACAGCGAAGUUGGUGGUUGGUGGUUUGUCAUCUUUUCAUUACAAUAUUACAUGUAUAGGCUGUAUCUGUAAAAUAAUGCAGGGUUUAAAUGCAAUAAUGUCUUUCAUUAAAGAAUCUGAUAUAGUCGCAUUGACAAUAUACAAAUCCUGUAGCCUACACUCAUUAAUUUAAAUUUGUUGAUUGGUUUCAAAUCUGGUUUCUGCAGACAAACUCAACGAUGUGAACAAAGUAAUAAAUUGUAGAUGUAAAAUACUUGCAAAAGCUUUAAUUAUAUAUUUUUAUAAAUCCAUUUGUAAAUAUUCGAAAUAAAGGCAUUGUAAAAGAGAACUGCUCCCGUCAUCCUGAAUAUGAUUAAACAGACUUGGCCUACUGCAAACCAUAGUGUUUACUUAGCGAUUAAAGCUCAGAUAGGCCUAAGCCCUUUUGUCUACCUGGGUUUUUACUUUGUACUGAUUGGUCCACAUUCUGAUUGUGCGCACAAGAUCAGACAUGCGCCUCAAACGUUAUUACAAUGUGUCUCUUAUCCGUCCUGUCUGAGUCCCUCCCCGUAGGGAAAUUAUUUGAUUGUUGAUAGAUAUUAAAUUAAGUUCCAUUUCCUAAUUUUAGGCUCUGUACAUUGUAUUUUCCAAUUUUUUUUUUACAUGCUAUGUAACAUUUUCCAU